AUGGGUGACAAAUAUUAUGGCGGCGCGCCGCCUCAGCAGUACAAUGGAGAACAGCAGUACGGACAGCAGCAGUACGGACAGCAGCAAUACGGACAGCAGCAGUAUGGCCAGCCUCAAUACAAUCAGCAGCAAUACAACCAGGGACAGUGGCAACAACAGCAGCAGCAGCCGCCUCCACCACAGCAGAAUAACGGAGGCUACGAUCAUGGCGGCUACAACUACGGACCACCUCCAGCCUACAGCUACAAUCCGCCUCAAGCAAAUGAUGAAAAGUACGGCUUUGAUCAAGCUUUCAAGAUCGAAAAACCCAAGUACAACGACUUGUGGGCCGGUAUCCUCCUUCUUCUUGUAUUCGCCGGUUACGUCGCCGUCUCCGUCAUUGCCCUGCGCGGCUACACUACUGGCCGACCCGGCAACGGCAUCUAUGAUGACAAUACCUUCUCAAUCAACUCCAACACCCUGAUCCUCUUCGCCUGCGCUCUCGGUUCUGCAUUUGUUCUCUCGAUUGCCUAUCUCGGCCUUGCGCGCACAUUUCCCAAGGCCUUUAUCUGGGUGACUGGCAUUCUCAACUUGGUCUUUGCCUUUGGUACAGCUAUUUACUAUCUGUACAAGAAGUACUGGUCCGCUGGCAUCGUUUUUCUCAUCUUUGCCGUCUUUACCGCCUUUGCUUUUUGGACGUGGAUUCCUCGAAUCCCCUUUUCGGCUCUCAUGCUUCGCACCAGCAUCGACGUCAGCAAGAGGUAUGGUCAUGUGUACAUUGUCAGCCUCGUUGGCGGCCUUUUAGCUACUGCUCUCGCCGCCUGGUUUUCUGCCACCAUGGUUGGUGUCUAUGUUCGUUGGCAACCCUCGCCGAAUAAUCCUCACUGCGGCCCCGACGGUAGCAACUGUGGUAAGGGCACUGUCAUUGGCUUGAUUGUCUUCAUCACCUUCGCCAUGUAUUGGAUCACCGAGUGGCUCAAAAAUACCAUUCAUACAAUCAUUUGCGGCGUCUACGGCGCUUGGUACUUUGCUGUCCACAACUUCCCCAAGGACGCCACGCGCAGCUCUGCGAAGCGUGCUCUCACCUACAGCUUUGGUUCUAUUGCAUUCGGCAGUCUGAUUAUUGCCAUCAUUCAAUUCCUCCGCCAAUUGUGCUCCGUCGCUAGGCAGCAGUCUGCCCAAGACGGCGGCGUUGGUGGCAUGGUCGGCAUGGCCUUCUUCUGUAUCCUCGAGUGCCUUAUCGGCAUUAUAGAGUGGGCGGUGGAAUUCGUCAACAGAUAUGCUUACGCUCAUAUCGCCUUGUACGGAAAGAAGUAUAUCGCGGCAGCCAAGGACACAUGGAAGAUGAUCAAGGAUCGUGGCAUUGAUGCCCUCGUCAACGAAUGUCUCAUUGGUCCCGUCUUAUCUUUUGGCGCUCUGUUUGUCGGUUAUGCUUGCGCUCUGCUGGCAUACAUUUACCUCCAAGUCACCAACCCAGCCUACAACAGGGGAGGAGGCUAUACGCCCGUGGUCUUGGCCUUUUCUUUCCUCAUUGGCUUUCAAAUUGCCAACAUUUUCACGACGCCCAUCUCCAGUGGUAUCGAGACCAUCUUUGUUGCUGCCGGCUGGGAUCCGCAGGUCAUGGUCCGCGACCACCCUGAGCUGUAUCAGGAGAUGGUCCGUCUGUACCCUCGCGUCCAGGAGGUCAUCUACGACCGGUAG
Beauveria bassiana ARSEF 2860 is the source of this 1680-nucleotide messenger RNA. RefSeq names its product Choline transporter. The record is from RefSeq and is a predicted model, not a curated record. Gene Ontology annotation, cellular component: plasma membrane. Lineage: Eukaryota; Fungi; Ascomycota; Sordariomycetes; Hypocreales; Cordycipitaceae. Gene Ontology annotation, molecular function: transmembrane transporter activity. The transcript is spliced from 3 exons. Gene Ontology annotation, biological process: transmembrane transport. Bases 1 to 1680 code for a protein of 559 amino acids.